This is a messenger RNA of Neodiprion fabricii, 3116 nucleotides long. RefSeq names its product ribosomal RNA processing protein 1 homolog (gene Nnp-1). The transcript is spliced from 7 exons. Gene Ontology annotation, cellular component: preribosome, large subunit precursor; nucleus; preribosome, small subunit precursor. The record is from RefSeq and is a predicted model, not a curated record. Lineage: Eukaryota; Metazoa; Arthropoda; Insecta; Hymenoptera; Diprionidae. Gene Ontology annotation, biological process: rRNA processing. The coding region runs from base 249 to 2438 and encodes 729 amino acids.
GUCAGUAUCGGUCCAUGAUUGAGAGGGAAAUAAUCUGCCAAUUUCUAGGUUAUGUUGGUAGUACCUGCGCGCAUAGAGAGACUGCCAAGAUCGUGUCACGUUUUCGGGUAGAUAUUUUGAUUUGCAAUCACCAGGUUACGAAUACAAAAAGAACCUCGUUGAGUGAACAUCUUUCCUCUGUUAGUCUGUGUUUUGUGAUUACACCGAAAGUGUUUUACUUCGAGUAUAAAGAGGCAUAGUAUGAUAGAAUGUCGGUGAAAAAAAUACAGAGGAAACCGAAGCACGUGUUGCCGAAAAUCAAACGUUUCGUGCAGGAGUUCAAAAAUAGAAAACCGCAGAAGAACGAAGUACAAAAGUCAGCGAAGAACAAAAAAACCUUGGUCAUUGCUCAUGAAAUAAAAUUUGCCAAACUACUUGCUGGUAAUGACAAAAAAGUUAGAGACAAGGUGCUGAAGAACCUAAGAAAAUGGUUAACUGUGCGAUCCGAGAGCACCUUUGCCUUCGAGGAACAAGAUUUCAUGAGGUUGUGGAAGGGCCUCUAUUACUGCAUGUGGAUGUCGGAUAAACCAUUGAUUCAAGAAGAGCUAGCAGAGUCGCUUAGUAAACUCGUACAUUGUUUCAAUAAUAAAGAUACUGCUCUGCUUUAUAUUAAAUGUACCUUACUGUCUCUUGCAACUGAAUGGUUUGGAAUUGAUCAGUACAGAUUAGACAAAUUCCAAAUGUUGGUACGAAGAAUCAUUCGACAAACUUUUGAAAUGUGUAAAAAGAAACUAUGGAAUCGGGAUUGGGUUAACGGAGUUACAAAGAUAAUUGAAGAUCUUUUAGUAAAAUCAAAAGCUACCAUAGGUUUUAGUUUGCAUGUAACUGAAUUGUACAUGGAAGAAUUGGCAAAGGUGAGCGGAGGCGAUGUACCAGAAGAUGUUGUCGUAGAAUUUGUCAGGCCCUUUGCAGUGCACUUGGCAACUAUGAACGACGAAAGAGAAAUACGGCAUGUCAUGAAACACGUUUUUAGGUACCUAAUUUUUCAAUCCGAUCCCGGCUUGGAUUACAUGGAAAAGUUCGAAGCUUGGAGACACGCAGGUUUUCCUGAUGGAGACAUUGAAUCAAUGCAAAAAGUAGAAGAAGAUGAAUCUGACGAAGAUGAACCUGACGAAGAUGAUAACGAACAGAAAAGUGAUUUUGAUGAUGAUCAUCAGAUUGAUAAUAUAGAGGAAAGACCAUUGGAUCCGCGAGCUGGAAGAGUCGAUGUUGAUUUACCACAAUUACCAGUUAAUGGUAAAGCCAUUGCUGAUAUGGUUAUGAACUACAGAUUUCAUCCGUCGUCUACAACAAAGUCUCGACGGCAAAUAGUUAGGGUAGCUAAAGAGUAUAAUGAGUUGUCUGAAGGCAACAUGCCAUUAGGUAUUAAGAAAGUGAAAAUUCACGAGGGUUCCAAAUCUGAAACUAGUUCAAAGAGUGCAGCAUGGAGAUUAUUGAAGUUUGAACAAAAACUUUAUUCUGAUACUAUCAGACGUAAACGUAAGAAAAAAACUAGCGAAGUGAUAGAAGAGGAUCCAAAUUCCGAGCAAGAUUCUGAUUUCGAAAUCAAAAAAAUAAAGUCUGAAAAUGCUACCAAGGCGAAGAAACGAAAUGCAAAAAAGAGCACAUCAGUGGAGCACAUAUCAGAGUAUGAAAGUGUCGAAGCUAACCCUCGCAAAGUAAAGUCAAAUGCAGUAGAAUCUUCUAAAAAAAGGAAAAGAAGUGCAAAGAUAAGAGAUGACGGAGAUGUAACCACAAUUACUGACACUCCAAAAAAGAAAAAGUUGAAAGGGGUAAACAAACCAUCUCUGCAAAAUGGUGACUCGUCCGAUGCAAAUAAGAGUAUUCAAAACGCGAGUAAAAUUACCAAACACAAGCCGCUUAAGGAUGAAUGCAAAUUAUCCAAUCCCGAGCCUUCUACGCUAAUAAAGAAAUCUCUUAUCAAGAAUGGAUUAAAGAAAGUAAAGAGAUACAGUUGUGAGGGGAAUUGGAGCGUUUCAGCGGAUAUUAGUUCAACGUCACCGUCAAUAUCAAAUCUUCGUGUUCCAACUACUAGUUUACAGGAUAAUUCAAAAUCAGUCAAAAAGUCACAACCGAACAGGGCAUUAUCCUGGUUGACACCAGUGAGGAAAAAGGAGUCAAUAAAACAGUCUAGCACACGGAUUUCCACCAAUAAUGCAACCAGUUUCACCACACCAGGAACACAAGCAAUCAAAAAUCUUUCGUCGUCCUCUUCCAAAAAGAAAGUGAAAAUAGAUCUUCAGAAAAAUACAGCUCAGCACACGUCGGAUUAUAGGCUUCAGUUGAAAAAAAGCCCUGCCAUACCUUUUGACGCCAACCGAAAGCCUUCUGUGGGCGUACUCAAACCCAGUCCGAUACAAAGUCCAGUAAAUCCAUUUUAUAAACAGAAUUUUAAAUAGGUAUUUCAAUUCUAUACUUACUACAAUUUGCUGAAUAAUUGUUGCUUUCUUCUUUUUUUUUGUGGGAUUAUGGAGAGGCAGUUGUGAUCGAAUUUGUGUUACACUUUUGAUUUUAAAAUCAGAUAUGUACAUACAUCCAGUGCACAGAAACAUGAUUUUAAUUGAAUGAAAAUUGAAUUACACUAAAUCCAUUUGACUUGUGACUAUACAUGUCACAAUUACACAUUGUUGCUACCAUUCAUGAAAGUAAGUUUAUUAAAUAUUGAAAUAUUAAUCAGCUACAGGCAUAUGAAACGAAAAACAUGUAACACAUGUAUAACUAACAUCAACGUACUCAUCAUUGAUAAGUGUGUUUGAGAAUCAGUGAUAGUACGCAUUUGUUGAACAUUUCUUCUUCUAUUGAAGAAAAUAAAUAUCGAUUAAAAACAGAUUACUAUUUAUCAUUUAUCCUUAACUAACGAUAAAACUAUUCAUUCAUAUUGAGCAGACCUAAUUUAUUCGAUUGCUGAUUUUGUUUUGGACAAUGUCCGAGUUUCAAAACGAAAAGUGACAUCGAUCAAUGGUAUACCAUUGGAUUCUUAGAAUGCUGAAUUCAUCUAAUAACGAUCAGCUUUUGUGUUAGAUUCAUGAAAUGAAAAGAAAGUAUCACUCCACAUGAAUUGUAAGAACAAAGUUUUU